AUGUUUCCUUCUCACCCACCACCACAACAACAGCAUCAGCAUCAGCAACCAUUACAGCCAACAACUCCUCCCGAGAACCUUUCAUCUCAUACGAGGAGUCAUAAUGGUAAUCGCAGCGAUUCCUUCACUAAUCUCCAUUCGAAUUCUUCGAAAAUGAACGAACCAUUACAACACAAACAGUUCAAGAUGGAGGAUGGUCAUCAACAACAACCAGCGUAUGAGGCAAUGAAGAGUCAACAUCAUGAAUCUCAGAUGGGUCAUAAAAAUUCGAGUGCCAGUGUUGGCGACCAUCAUUCAAACCAUUUUCACCUUUCCUCGACUUUACUGCAAGGAGGUAGUGGUGGUGUUACUUCACAGCAUGCUUCUUCUGCAAUGGUUACACAUAGGAAUAACACAAAGGUCAUGCCGUCGCUGCAAACAACAACACCUUGUUCUACUGCCGAAUUCUCAGAAGAGCACCAACAACCCACUUCAUGGUCAAAGUCGCCACAGAAAGAUGCCUCCACGGACAAUAACAACCAUCAUUAUUUCAUUUCACAACAGCAUCAAACAGGACACACGCGGACACAGCCACAGACACAUACCAUUUAUCAUCACCCAUUAUCGCAACCAUCGGCUCGCAAUGGUCAUGAUAGGACCAAUUACUCACCUCAUCAUCCAAGCGGCACAUUAGGUAAACGAUUGCAUCAUCAUCAUCAUGGCGGCGCGGAACAUCAUCCCAACUACAAUUCGCUCCAAAAUCAUCACCACCAUCACUCGAUGGCAGAACUCGAUUUGGCAGGAAAACAACAACAGCACUGGUCCUCGAGUCGCAAGCAUGGCGAGUAUUAUCAUCAUUCUCACGAACAUCAUCCUUCGCAUGCACAUCCUCAUGCUUCUCCUCGACUCGGCCACGACCACCAUCACCACCAACAGACACUAUCCAACGCAACGAUUAAGCAAUUUCAGCCACAUUCUUACCAAUUUGGAAAAACCGAAAAAUCCUCAAUGGCCCAAUUCAACUUGUUGGAUUCCCAAUCCAAUAAGCCUCUUCAUGCUGCAACAACAGGAUCAUUCAUGGAUCAUGGCACGCAUGUGGUGGCUACCACAACCGCUGGUGUUGCGAGUGUGAUUCAUAGGUCUGUGAUACCAUCAGCAUGCUCACCAACAACAUUGGCCAUAUAUUCAUCCUCGUAUGUAGAUACUAAUCCCAAUUCUCAUGGGGAUCUCAACAACAACAACAACCAUUCGAUACAAUCUUCUAAUGUUCCACCUCCACUUCCUCCUACUAGUAAUAAUCAUUCUGCUCCCCAUACACAACGUGGUUUGAAUCAACACUCAUCCAUCAACACUCAUUCCCCUCAAACCCUUACACAUUUUAGAGAGCCUCAAUACAUGAUUCCGAACACCCCUCUUGAUCAUCCUUGCCAUAAUGGUCAGCAUCAUCAUGGAAACAAACACUUGACACUCUCCAACCACAGCGCUGUGGCCACAACAAACGGAAACAUUCCAAGGUCUUUGAGUCAAUCCAUGAGUGGUUGCUUCUCCUCUGACCUCAAACAUUAUUCGUAUUCCUCUGCCUCUGCCUCACACACAAAUUCUCAUCAUGAUUGGACAAACGUACCAGGAGCAGCAGCAGCAGUAGUAGGUUCCUCUCAUUCACAUCCUCAUAACCAGAAACCAGGUUUUAAAUGGAGCAGUGUGUUGUACAAGGAUCCUCAUGACGAAGGACCCAUGAAGGAGUUGCAUCGAACGUCAUCCUCAAUGACCUCCAUGACUGCAUCCUCACUGGAAGAAGAAGAAACAUCAGAACAUUUGAAGGCGUCUACCUCGUCUUCACCGUCGCUGCCUCCCACAACUGUCUUGAACACUAAAACUGUGAUUCAUCCACAGCAGCAGCAACUCCAGCAGCAACUCCAGCAGCAUCUCCAACAGCAUUCUCACUUGCACCUUAACAACAACAACAAAAAACAAACACAGAAUACAGACGUAUUAUUGAGAGCGGCCUCCACGUUGGAAAAUCAUUCCAGUAUGAAUGUUUCAAAUGUGUUGGUCGGUUAUGGUGGUGGUGAUCUUCAAGCACCCAGACAGGCAUCGGAAUUAAGGGAUAAUAAUGAAAGCGAUCAAUCGAGAGGAUUGUUUGUUCUCAUGAGCGAAGAGCCUGAAAACCAAAUUGCAGUUGAAACCACAACACAGAACAAGAUUGCGAAUUUCGAGAAUGUACAUAAUUAUCAACAGCCAAAGAAGAUGAGAAAACUUAGCAAUAGUUCUUCUCUUGAAGAAAGAAACAGUCAAAACGGUGAAGCAAUUUCAACCUCUUCUGAAUCCAUCUCGGUAUCGCACAAGAAAUCAUCAUCUACUGCCCAAGCAUCAAACUCCACAACCUCUAAAUCAGCUGUGUCUUCGAGGGCGAAGAGAUCUAACAAGGUUGUUUCGUACGCCGAAUAUGCAGCUGCAGAAGACGAAGAUUACGAUCUAGACAACAACUCAGAAAAAAACACUAAUUCAGAAUAUUUGAGUGAGAGUAGUGAAGAACUGCGUCACAAGAAGACAAAAUCCAAAAAGAAAUCUGGAACAAAAAAUUCAGAUUUUAAAUCAACCAAGCAUGAAAAGAAAUCAUCAAAAUCAACUAAGAAGACAUCGAAUAAUGGAAAGGUUUAUGACAGUGUCAAAGGAACUACGUGCCAUCAAUGCAAGCAAAAGACUAUGGAUCUAAAGAGCUCAUGUAAAAGUUGCCAUUCAUCACCAAUGAGCUCUUCCACCAACAGAGGCUCUUUUUGUGAAAGCUGCCUAAAAAAUAGAUACGGCGAAGAAUUGGGUGAGGUUGUAAAAAACCCUGAUUGGAAGUGCCCUAUUUGCAGAGGUAUUUGCAAUUGCAGUAAUUGCAGAAGAAAGGCAGGAAAGAAUCCAAUCUCUAUCACAACCAGAGAGGCUCUUAAAUCUGGCUAUCAAUCUGUUCAUGAAAUGCUUGUCGAUAGAUCUAAUGAGUAA
Messenger RNA from Naegleria lovaniensis, 2970 nucleotides. RefSeq lists its product as uncharacterized. The record is from RefSeq and is a predicted model, not a curated record. Lineage: Eukaryota; Heterolobosea; Eutetramitea; Acrasida; Naegleriidae. Gene Ontology annotation, cellular component: nucleus. Gene Ontology annotation, biological process: regulation of DNA-templated transcription. The transcript has 2 exons. The coding region runs from base 1 to 2970 and encodes 989 amino acids.